Colletotrichum karsti is the source of this 1104-nucleotide messenger RNA. RefSeq lists its product as uncharacterized. The coding region runs from base 1 to 1104 and encodes 367 amino acids. Lineage: Eukaryota; Fungi; Ascomycota; Sordariomycetes; Glomerellales; Glomerellaceae. The transcript is spliced from 5 exons. Gene Ontology annotation, biological process: response to endoplasmic reticulum stress; protein folding. Gene Ontology annotation, cellular component: endoplasmic reticulum. Gene Ontology annotation, molecular function: protein disulfide isomerase activity. The record is from RefSeq and is a predicted model, not a curated record.
AUGGCAUUUUGGGCACGAUUUGUUUCCUACGCCCUGCUCGCAGUAUGUGCAUCGGCCUGGCGACAUGCGAGCAAAUCUGAGCUUGAAGAAGCCCUCAAUGGUGGGCACGACACCUUAGUUGCAUUUGUCGACGUAAGCUUCAAGUUCUGCAAACUUUGGAACAGCCAAUUGCUCGAGAAGGAAUGGGAUUCAAUCACAUACUACGAUAAAACAAUCUUGAGCCUCAACUGCGCGGUAAACGCACAUAUCUGCGAAGAGCACGAUGUGCGGUCGUUUCCCGCCAUUCGAUUGUACCGAUCAGCCAAGACAUUCGAAUAUUAUCGAGGACCUAGGCAAGCAGGGGAUAUUACCGCCUUCGUUAAACGUUCAUCACGCCCAGUUAUCUCAAGUCUAGGCUUAGAAAACGUCACCGACUUCGCCUACGCCGAUUCCGUCGUCUUCAUCCUUCGCCUCACAGACCAAGACGCAGGCAAAGGUCUCUACAAGCGAUUUCUCGAUUUAGCCACUGACAAUGCGCAUCAUUAUUCCUUUGGCGCCAUAUCGCGCGACCCGGCAGAUGGCCCAUCGUCUCUCGACUGCUUCAAUAAUCUUGACCAUUUCAUACUGUCGACAACUGAGUUCUUUAAGGAUGUCUACUCGCUAGAUGAUUUCCUGAAAUCAUGCAGCUCCCGUCUAGUUCCCGAGAUGACCCACGGAAACAAGGCCGAAUACAAAGAGAGCAAAACCAACGUCCUGUACUUCUUCGACUUCAACUCAGCCCGACGAGAGCAGUACGCCUUCCACAUCAAAGAAACUGCCCGAAAAUACGAACGAGAUCUCAGAUUCGUCACCGUCGAUCCGCCCGCGUUUCCGGAUAUACCAGCAAGCAUGGGGUUGAAAUGGACUUUUCCCGCCAUAGCGCUGCAAGAUAGCAAGACUGGUCUCAUGUAUCACUCAGAGCAGAGCGAUUCCAUCACGCCUGGAUUCGUGGAGAACUUUCUUCGAUCUGUAGCCGAUGGGAAGAUUCAGCCUGCUUUUCACGAGUCUGUGGAAAGUCAACGCGAUGAGGAGGUCAGGGUUGAUAUUGGUGAUGGUCCGAAGGGAGUCGUGCAUGAUGAGUUGUAA